Molecule: messenger RNA, 1506 nt
Organism: Pichia kudriavzevii
Lineage: Eukaryota; Fungi; Ascomycota; Pichiomycetes; Pichiales; Pichiaceae
Exons: 1
Coding region: 1-1506 (501 amino acids)
Biological process (GO): hydrogen peroxide catabolic process; response to hydrogen peroxide
Cellular component (GO): cytoplasm; mitochondrion; peroxisome
Molecular function (GO): heme binding; catalase activity
Source: RefSeq, a predicted model, not a curated record
AUGUCUAACAACCCCCCAGUUUACACCACUUCGAGCGGCUGUCCCAUUUCGGACCCAUUUUCCACACAGAGAAUAUCUGUGGACACUGAAGGUUACGAGUAUAAGACUCCUGUUGGUCCGCUUCUUUUACAAGACUUCAAGCUGAUUGACUCGUUGGCGCAUUUCGACAGAGAGAGGAUUCCAGAGAGAGUUGUGCAUGCCAAGGGUGCCGGUGCGUAUGGUUAUUUUGAAGUCACUGAAGACAUUUCUGACAUUUGCAGUGCCAAGUUUUUGAACAAGGUUGGCAAGAAGACUAAGAUUUUCACCAGAUUUUCCACUGUUGGAGGAGAAACGGGUUCUCCAGAUACCGCCAGAGACCCUAGGGGGUUUUCGACCAAGUUCUACACCGAGGAGGGAAACCUCGACUUGGUUUAUAACAAUACUCCGAUUUUCUUUAUUAGAGACCCAACCAAGUUCCCACAUUUCAUCCACACGCAAAAGAGAAACCCACAGACCCAUUUGAAGGAUGCCAAUAUGUUUUGGGACUAUUUGACCAACAAUGUGGAAUCCUUACACCAGGUGAUGUAUCUCUUCUCCGAGAGAGGCACUCCUGCAUCAAUGAGAACAAUGAAUGGUUAUUCUGGCCAUACUUAUAAAUGGUACAAUGCCAAGGGCGAAUGGCACUAUGUCCAAGUGCAUUUUAUUUCCAGACAGGGAGUCCACAAUUUGAACAAUGAACAAGCUGGAAAACUGGCUGGUGAAAACCCAGACUACCAUACCCAAGAUUUAUUUGAAUCAAUUGAAAAGGGUGAAUACCCUGUUUGGGAUUGUUAUAUCCAGACCAUGACGUUGGAACAGGCCAAGAAGUUGCCAUUUUCAGUAUUUGACUUGACAAAGGUUUGGCCUCACUCGGAUUUCCCACUAAGACAUUUUGGUAAGUUUGUUCUUAAUGAGAAUCCGCAAAACUACUUUGCCGAAACCGAACAGGUUGCAUUCUCCCCAUCCAACACUGUUCCUUCAAUGCAGCCAUCCAAUGACCCUGUUUUACAGUCUAGGCUGUUUUCCUACCCAGACACUCAUAGACAUAGAUUGGGACCUAAUUUCCACCAGAUUCCAAUCAACUGUCCCUUGAAAUCCGGGUCAUUUGCGCCUCAAAUUAGAGACGGCCCAAUGUGUGUUGACGGGAACUUGGGCGCAACUCCUAACUAUGCCGGGGCUUACAAUUGUCCCGUACAAUACGCAGCACCUGCAAAGAUUUCUCCAAAGGGAACCGAUGAAAAGUACAUUGACGAAGUUGUACCUGUUCAUUGGGAAAUUACCGACUACGAUUUUGUCCAGCCAGCAAAGUUUUGGGACGUUUUAGGCCGCACUCCUGGUGAACAAGAAGCUCUAGUUCAUAAUGUUGCUGCACACGUGAGUGCCGCAAAACCAUUUAUCCAAGAACGUGUCUGUGAUUACUUCUCCAAGGCCAACCCUGUUAUUGGCAAGUUGAUCAAGGAAGAAUUGAAGAAACUCGCCAAGUUGUGA